GACAAGUCGGUCUCCCUCGCAGACGUUUCUUCUCGAGCGUUGUAUUCAGUUUUGCGCUCUGAUAUCGUUGCUUUAAAAUAUGUGCUUCUUUUAGUGUGAAAUGUAGUUCAAGGACUCGUCAGAGUGUUGUGUCGUUUGUAUGGAUACCUGUUGCAUUCGUUAUGACAUCGGUUUUGCGUGAUAUCCUGACGAUGUUUCGUCGCAGAAAAGGUGCCAAAGGCUUGAAGCCAUCAGCCAAGAUGUCAUCCGAGGCUGCGGUGGACGACGUCGACCUGAUCGACCUGGAAAGUGGCGUGGCAGCGAGUUGCGUCCCCAGGGUCACAGUCCCCGACGCCACGCCCGAAGAGCAGGAGCAUCUCCUAGACGUCUGUCCUCCCAAGCUCGAACAGAAGCUGUCUCUGACCCGUCGGAGUCACGAUCAGCCGCGUAACGAUAACCAGCGAGAUGCGGCUGGUAACGUCCUGGUCACACUGGGUCACGACCAGGUCGUACCAGUUCGCAAACGCAUCGACGUUGUCUCCUCGGAUACCAUCAAACGAGUCCGCGAUAUCACCAAGAACCUCGAGCCUGUCAUCAGCAUCCACACAUCUGAGAUACUCAAGGCUGACGGUGAAGACAAAGUGGACUUUGGUGCUACGAAGAAGACUGAAGACGACGAAGCUUCGUACGAAACCAGGGAGAUCAACGACGCUUUCAACUUCCUUUCAGAACUGGACGACAACGAGGAACAGUACGAGCUCAGCGUCACCAACGACUACGAGAAGAUCCUGAACAGUCCAAAGUCUAGCUCAUUCAGUAAGGAGAACGUAUCCUAUCCUCUGGAACCAACCUGCUUCAUCGAAGAGGCUAAGAGUGACGGCAGUGGUUUCGUCUUCGAUAACGAAGCUUUCGAAUCCUCUCCACCGUCGAAGAUAAACGGCCAACUGGAGUCCAAUAAAAGACCGGCCUCGUUGAACUUCGACUUUGACGGGCUUCGCGCAGCGAGGAACUCCUUCAAGCGCUUGCGAUCGUUCACGUGCUCGGCUGUGGGCUUCGACGUCGAGCCAUGGAAAAAGAAGUCCAAGAGCUGCCCGUAUCGCAAGUCCUGGAGCGAAGGAUCAUCGGCGAGAAAAUCAAGGUGUAGUGGGGAUUUGGUGGGCAGGAGGAAAAGGACGUACAGUGAGAGACUCGACGAUGAAAAAGUGACGAAGAAGGAUCAGCUGUCGAGUAAAGGACAAUCCGUUUCCUCAAUUGGAGUCUCGCUGACAGCCACAAGCCACAGCGGCAGCAGUUCCUCAGCCGCCUCCUCGUGUUCCGAGGUGGACUGGUCGUGGGUCGAGGAAGUCGAGCCGGAGUGCGGUCGGCGCUCGACUACCGCUGCCCAUCAGCACCAACAAUCGUCCAACGCCGAGGAACCAUCAGCGGCGGCGGCGGCAGCAGCGAUCGGCGGCAAUUCCCCCACCUGUAGUACCGGUGGCGCGCGCAUGCGCUCGAGGCAGUCGGCCAGCCGCGAUCAGCAAGCCAGUGUCGCGAUGUCCGUCGCCGCGGCGGGAAAGACGAGCGACGAGAGACGCGAGUUGCCGAGUGAUAAUCGUGCGGACAAUGUGCACCACCAGUCGAGGAUCACAGAGGCGCAGCUGCUGCGCUCUUCCACCGUCGAGGAUCCCUGUGUCGUUGAUCUUGCCAGGAUUAACGCCGCACCGGCCAAUGAUAGCACAAGCAACGGCGGCACACUGCCCUGGCUCCGAGCCUCGAUGCGUCGUCUCCGUCAGCUCCGGCUUCCAGGUACCCAGGACACAUCGCAGCCGAAUUCGCUGCCGGACAUCGCUCUCAUCGCUCCGGAGAUCCUGGCCGCUCAAACGAACGACACGACCGGCGGUCUUUUGAGGCCCUCGAGUGCCCCGGCGCCUGUUCGCAGUGGUACCGCUAGCGCGACAGCUGCAGCUGCGCCUCCGAGCAGCAACAAUGCUCAGCUGGCGAGUAGUCCGAGACGCGGACGCAGGUGUCAACAGCAGAGGUCGACGAGUAGCAAUACUAGGUCGGCCAGUAGUGGAGCCGAGUCGACCAGUACCUGUGCCAGCAGUGCGGGUAGCGGCGCAGGGAUGAGCAGCAGUGCUAGCUCGGCUUCCAGUACCAAUCCCAGUCCGCAGCAUCAGGCUAAUAGAUCGACUUCUCCGAGAAGGGUCUGCGACAACAGGCAACGUGAUGCCGAGAGGGACGACGAGAGGGGAGAAGACGAGGACGAGGACGAGAACAACCCGUUGGGAAGGUGGCCGCACGCACUUAGUCCCGCCCUCGCGUGUCUCGGCUGCACCCUCGGGCUAUUUAAUAUUAGUCGAUUCGCCAUACUCAGCAUUCAGUUUGGAGCGAAUUUUAUCGUACAGUUCCUGAUCCUCUCCUUAGUCAUAGGCAUUCCUUUACUGACGCUGCAGGUAUGUCUCGGUCAGAGGCUGGCAGCGGGGGCCGUCGACAUGUGGAAGAUAUCGCCGCUCUUCCAGGGCGUCGGUAUCGCCUUGCUCGCCGCCCAGGCUUUCAUCGGAAUUUACAGUAUCGUCGGUGUCUCCUGGAUGUUCGUCUACUUCAGGGACUCCUUCAUCACGAAGCAGGACAGGUACAGGUGGGCCGAGCCGUUCGCCCUGUACCGGGAGGACAUAAGGCCGACGAACAGUCCGGGCGCUGCUGGUAGUGGGCCGAACGGCCCUGGCAACAACAACUCGAGCUACAAACUGUCCGAAACGGUGCCGGACUACUUUAAUGGUGCGGUGCUGCAGAGGCACCACCUCAACGAACCCGAUCCCGGCGUCGUCACGCUCAAGUUCCAGGUCGCCUUCAAUCUCGCCGUCGUCUGGAUGAUCGUCUUCGUCUCGCUCAGCAAAGGUCUGCGCUCCUACGGUAAGGUGGUGUACGUGUUCACACUGGUACCGAUAUUCGGCACCUUGGUGCUGUGCACGAAGCUGUUGGGUCUGACGCCGCCGGGUUCGUUGCACCAACUGUUCCCGGGCACGGUCUGGGCCGAGUUUUUCAUCAACGGGAGAUCCUGGGUCGCCGCUUCGUCCGAGGUCUUUCUCACCUGGGGAUUACUCGGCGCCGCUGCUAUGCAGAUUGCAGCGCACAACAAGCACAAGCAUCUGCUGCAGAGGGACACGAGUCUCGUGGUCGUGCUGACAUUCGUGGUUCUGCUGCUAGCCGCGUUUCUCGCCAAUACCUGCGUGCAGAUUCUCAAGUAUCACGGUUACAUCUACACGACCAGCUCGUUCGAGAGGAUAUCGAGCUACAUGUUCCUGCGACCGAUAAACCAGCCGUCGCCCUCGGGCUACAGUAGUACACCGGAACGUUUCAUGGCACACGCGUCUUUCAUCGUGGGUCAAAGAGUAUCUCGGCCCGGCGCUGAGCUUACCUACGAGUCGGGAUACCAGGUGCUCAGACUCUCGACCGAACUCGUACCUGCUACCCUGGCUGUUCUCGGCACCGAGCAGGUCUCGCCCUUCUGGGCUGUGCUGUUCUACUUCAUCCUCAUUCUGUUUGGCAUCGCGCAACAGUUGGCAAUCUGGCAUUGCGUCAUAACUGGUAUAAUGGCCAUAAACACUAAGAUGAUGAAGCUCUGGGAAACUACUAUCACCUUCUUCAGCUGCGCUUGCGCCUACAUACUCGGGCUUCCAAUGGCCACCGAGUACCUGUCCGAGCACUUGGUACACUGCGGUGCAGUUCUAGAGGAGUGCCCGGAAAAGUGUGGCGCCUACGUCCCACGUGCCGAGCUUCAGGACCACUUGAACCAGUGCUUCCGAGGUCUGUCCAAUAAGGUCCAUCGCACGGGUGCCUCGAUCGAUGAGCAGAUUCGCUCGCUGCGCGAGUCCGCCUGGAAGAACAAAGUCGUGUCGAUCCUGAGUCUUCUGCGUAGCGCGGUGUCCGAAGGUGAGCAAGAGAUCAAGGAGCUGCGCGACACUCUCGCCUCGAGUCUUCAAUUAACGAACGAGGCGUUGCGCAAGGACAUCCUCGACGAGCUGUUCGAGAGCCGUCGACGACUGGCCAACCUCGAGAAGGCUUGCGGGGAAUUGAGGCUGGAAGAACGCGAGAAGAGCUGCGUGGUCAUAGAGGAGCUGAGGGCUGGCUUCAGCGCUGAGAGUUCGUCUCUGAGGAAGCUGUGGCAGGAGCAGGCUCAGAACGUGCACGACAUGCGGUUGGAGCUAGAGAUGCGGUGUAAAUUGUCUAAGGAGUUGGUAGAGAGAUACGACGUACUGAUCGAAAAGACCGAGACAUUGGAGAGAAGGUUACAGAGCCAAGCUGAUAGCAUCGCUGAACAGGCGACUGGUUACAAGACCCUGAGGUUCCAGAUGAAGGAGAACGUCGCCUACGUCGAGGAGCUCAUCAGAGAUUUGCUGAGCAAGUGUAAUUCUGCACCAAGGUAUUAUCAGUGCGAUUGUCAGAGGGAGAACCUACCCGUGGGCAGACUCGUCUGGAGAAUCGACGGCUUCCAUGAGAAGAUGGACGAGGCUAAAAGAAGCGACGCUGUUCUCUACAGCCCGGCCUUCCACGACAAAGAAUACGGCUAUACCGUGAGGAUGGAACUCUAUCUGAACGGUCUAGGUCAGUGGAGGAACCGUCACGUCAUUGGUUGCCUCAGAGUCAUCGACGGCAAGUGGGACCCUCUGCUUGACUGGCCUUGCGUUCUCAGAGCCGACGUGACACUGAGGGAUCAAGAGAACUCGGUCAACGACGUGGACAAGUUCGUCAAGACGGUGAAGAAGGGCAAGUCCAACGAAGAACUCGAACACAAUGCCGAUCUCUACAUGUUCAUACCCCACACGACACUCGCGAGGCACAAAGGAUACACCUGCGACGACGUGAUGUUUAUGGAGAUUCGCGUGCGGGAUCAGAAGUUCAGCGGAUCGACCAUGUCUUUGUUUGGUAUAUACGUGGUGUACUAUCUGGACUACACGGUGGGCGGUGCCUGGUGGAUUUUGGUGCUGUACCUGGUGCAGGUCGCGGCAGUUUUCGCCGUUCGCGGCAGACCGCAUACCGGCGAUGCGGUCGUCGCGGAGCUUUUCCCACCGACAGGCAGGUGCCUCAGAUACUGGGCUGGUCCCUUACUCUCAUUCACCUGGAACGUCGUCUUGCCCAUUACACUAAUGGUACUUAGCAUCACUAUAUUCAAAAGCACAGGCUAUCGGGAACUGUACACCUAUCGACGCAUGAACAAGGACUACUGGUCUAUUUGGGCAAGGCAGCUCGGAGCUUCGAUACAGCUGAUACCGAUUUUGAUGAUACCCGUCGUCGCGGUCAUUCAAACGUGUCGCUAUCUCAACAACGGACCACCCGAUAUAUUCGACAGAAUCCAGCUGCUGUACCGGCCAUCGCUGGAGCCGGAUGACCAACGCAACGGACAAACGCAGCUAAACGGCGCCGCUGGUGGCAACCUUCACGGUAACGGUCUCGUCUCGAGUACGACGGAGCUGCCCUUCGAGGACCCACCACCCAAAUACACACCUCCACCGAGUUACACCACCGCCACUGGGGCACGUAUCGCCAAGAUGCUGCGCCAGAGCUUCCGACGAAGCGUCAGACGUAUCGCCAAUGUCUUGGGAGAAGGUGGAAGUGCCGCUGCAGCGAGAAACAGGCCAGCUCUGCAGCAGCAACCACCACCGCCUGAUUACGCAGCUGUACUCGUGGAGAUGAAUCAGAGCGUGUCGUCGCGGGACAUCGCUAUUCACAUAGCUGAGCAGAUCCGACCGGACGUAGCAGAUUCCCGCCGACCAACGUCCAACCAUUCUGACCGACUGCAUCCUCACCCCCACAAUCAAUACCGCUCGAACACCAUCGACCGGUCGAGCUGUCGCGACAUCAUCUCCACGAUCGAACGACCCCCGAUGAACCAUCGGGGCCACUACACUGUGGACCGUAACGCAGGCCGUCGUCCCUACAACAAUAGCCACAACAACGCCUCGUCCAAUCUGACCGCGGCCGAAGUGGCUAACCUGUUGCGCAGCAGUAUCCGACGCAACGCUGUUCGGCGAAGCUUCCAUCAACAGCAGCAACAACAGCAACCACAAAACGCCGUCUCGGUGGAGAACCUCGUGGAGGCCGCUGCGCCUAUCGCCCGGCAGAACUCGCUCGUCAAGCCACCCGAGCAGCGCCGGCCAACUGCAUCAUCCGACAAGACUGCCGACGAAAUGGAGAGCUCCGUUUCUGUGAUAUAGACUGCGGCUAAGCCUUCUUUCCUUCUUUAACGCGUUCCUUAUUAUACUUUUCUUUGCGAUGUAAUGUGACCUUCUUCUCGGUUGCUCGAACUGUCUCGUUAUUUGUGACUUCGUCCCUGUAUAGCCGCUCGCGUUGCUUUUGUGCGUACAUAAGUUUCCGUGUUCGCGACGGGUGUGUACAUAUAUGCUACUUUGUCUUUUUUUUUAAUGGAUGAACCUAUGGAGCUCGGCACUGAUAGUUUUUAAUUGGCUUUUACGCGCCUUUUCUUUUUAUGGAAUCAGGUACGGUUUGAAGUUUAAAAGUGAUUCGGAGCUACAAAUCAAUUAUGAAUUUUGGAAUUUAGAGGACUACGUAGACAGAUUGAAUAAAAAAUUAGUUUGAAAAUGUGUAACUGUAUAGUGACAUUCCCUGUAGAGUUUCUCCAUUUUGACUCGGUGCGAGUUUUGUCUGUUGCGAAGCCUUCAUUUUUAUUGUAAAAACUUUAGCCGAGUAUUGCUAGCGUCGCGCUAACGCUACUAUUCUGCAGGCAUUUUUUUUGUGCGAAUGCUUAACUGACAUCAGACUCGUAUUUCAUUUUUUAAUGAAGAAAAGUCAGUAAUAUUUAAGUGUUUUACGUUUGUACUGUCAUCUAUACUUAUAUUUGUAACAUUUGAACUGUUGAUAUCAAUAGCUAAUGAUUGUCUACGAUCGUAAGCAAUACUUUCUAGGAAUAUAAGAACUACUUAUUAUCAAUGUACAGUUUUAUUUUGAAUGAUGAGAAAGAUGGCAAAUAAUUGAAAGAAAUCAUGCUUACUUGUAUUGAAAAAAAAAAUAGAAUAUUUCAGAGCACGAUGAACGACAAAAAGUACGGAAUCGUGCACAAGAAUCAUUAAAGAUCUCUAUUAUACUUAAUAAACUUUCAUUAUCAACGAUUUUUUCUCUUGAUGAAUACUUAUUGAAGGACUGUAACAAAAAAAAGUGAUACUUGCUUAACUAUACUUCGAAAAACGAUUGCACAUGUAAAAUGUAACAUUAUGUACAUUUUUUUCUAAUAAAUACAAACUGCAAACGGUAAA
Molecule: messenger RNA, 7229 nt
Organism: Nasonia vitripennis (jewel wasp)
Lineage: Eukaryota; Metazoa; Arthropoda; Insecta; Hymenoptera; Pteromalidae
Gene: bdg
Exons: 16
Coding region: 162-6173 (2003 amino acids)
Biological process (GO): sodium ion transmembrane transport
Cellular component (GO): membrane
Molecular function (GO): protein binding
Source: RefSeq, a predicted model, not a curated record